Messenger RNA from Oryza brachyantha (malo sina), 765 nucleotides. RefSeq lists its product as uncharacterized. NCBI's taxonomy places the organism in Eukaryota, Viridiplantae, Streptophyta, Magnoliopsida, Poales, Poaceae. The coding region runs from base 100 to 681 and encodes 193 amino acids. The transcript has a single exon. The record is from RefSeq and is a predicted model, not a curated record.
UAUCCUCCAAAUCCAAAUUACUCAGGAGUCAGGGGAACAGAGCACGCGGACGCCUCCCUCCCCUCCCGCUCGAUCCGCUCCCCAACACGCAACGACACGAUGCUCCAAUGCCAACUGCCCAUGGCGGCGGCGGCGCCGCCGCGCUUCUUCCUCGCCAUCACCCGCGCCACCUCCACGACCAUUAGCCUCACCCCCCGCGCCGCCGCCCAGAACGGCCGCAGCCGCAGCCGUAGCCGUCGGCACCCGAAGCCCAAGUCCGUCGCGUUCCCCCCGCCGCCGCUCCGUCGCCUCGUGUCCUCCUCCCUCCGCCGCCUCCUCCCGCGACCGCGCCCCCUCACCGUCGGAUGGUUCGGGCUGGGGGGCAGCAGCAGGAGGAGGAGGAGGGCAACACCAGCGGAAGAGCUCGCGGCGCUGGCGCUCUCCCUGGCGCUCGGCGACAGGCUGGCGGUCCUCGCCGACUACUGGAACGCGUCGGGCGUGGGCCAGGCGCUCGGCGUCUGGGCGGCGGUGUCGAGGAGAGGAGGAGGGAGGGGGCCACGCGGUGGGCUCCGGCGGCUCGCGGCGCUCCUGCUCGGGAUCGCCUUCUGCGCCCUCGUCUGCCAUUUGAGGGGCGCCUCGCUCGUCGACGCCCUCGCGAGGACGGCCGGUGGCCGGAAGCUAGCGCGGAUUUUUCUGCAUUGAUUGAUUGAUUGAUCGAUUCGUUUUUUCGAAUUCUUCUUGAGACGAGUGUUUGCCUUGAUUCAGGAGUUGCAGGUUUCCUUCGUG